Molecule: messenger RNA, 465 nt
Organism: Impatiens glandulifera
Lineage: Eukaryota; Viridiplantae; Streptophyta; Magnoliopsida; Ericales; Balsaminaceae
Product: zinc transporter 5-like
Exons: 2
Coding region: 1-465 (154 amino acids)
Biological process (GO): zinc ion transmembrane transport
Cellular component (GO): plasma membrane
Molecular function (GO): zinc ion transmembrane transporter activity
Source: RefSeq, a predicted model, not a curated record
AUGUUGCAGGUAUUGGAAUUUGGAAUCAUAGCACAUUCGGUAGUGAUUGGUAUUUCUUUGGGUACAUCCCAAAGUCCAAAAACAAUCAAGCCGCUUAUUGUUGCUUUGAGUUUCCAUCAGCUAUUCGAAGGAUUGGGUCUUGGAGGAUGCAUUUAUCAGGCGAAAUUUAAUAAGAUAACAGCAUGGGUAAUGGCUAUAUUCUCUUUCUUAACAACUCCAAUUGGGAUAGUGGUGGGAUUGAUGUUAGGAAGCACAUACAAAGAGAAUAGCCCAACCGCUCUUAUUACCCAAGAAAUGUUGAAUUCUGCAUCCGCGGGAAUCCUCAUUUAUAUGGCAUUAGUUGAUCUCAUUGCAGCCGAUUUCAUGACUCAGAAAAUGAAGAAUAAUUUUAAGCUCCUAUUUAUUUCUAAUGUUUCUCUUAUUCUCGGGCUAAGCUGUAUGUCUAUCUUGGCUUUGUGGGCCUGA